Messenger RNA from Anisakis simplex (herring worm), 1179 nucleotides. NCBI's taxonomy places the organism in Eukaryota, Metazoa, Nematoda, Chromadorea, Rhabditida, Anisakidae. The record is from the annotation of a GenBank genome assembly.
AUGUACCCGAUAUUCAUCAGUGUUGUAUAUCUCAUACGAGAGAGUUGUUUUAAGAAUUUCCAGUAUCGUCAAUGUCACUUACAGGUUAUGUGUUUCAGAGUGACAUUUGAAGAUGGCAGAAUUGCAACUGAAAAAAAGUCGUCAACGGGAACUUUUGAAUAUUCGGAUGAGAUAGAUGAGGAAACAGAAGGUGUCGAACCGAAUGUUUUGGCCGCAUCUUCGUCCCAGACCACAGCAAAUGCAUCACUAGAUGAUGGUGUUUGCAUAUUCACUGAUCUAACGAAACCGAAGAAUUUACAUGUGAAUGUAUCAAAGCGACAACUCAAGAAACGUUUACGUUUGCAACGGUUGGGUUACGUAGUUGAUCUUAAGCCAGAUUAUCAAAUGGCAAACGUUUCAGAUGGUGUCUAUUUAGGUAGUCAAGAUGUGGCACAUCACUGUGAACUACUAAAGUCUCAUCAUAUCACACAUAUUAUCAAUUGUGCAUCAGGUGUUCGGAACGUAUUCGAGGGUCGCAUUAAAUAUUUGAAUGUUGAUGCGUUAGACUUACCGUCAAUGAAUAUUUCGCAGUAUUUUGCUGAAUGCCAUUCCUUUAUGAGGAAGGCAAUCGAGGCUGGAGGCAAUUUGAUGGCCAUUCGAAAAUUCAGAUUCCAAGCGGACUUCUCUCAGGAACAGUUUUGUCAAUUGGUUCUCGUUCAUUGUAACGCUGGUGUUUCACGGUCAGCCACUAUUGUCGUAUCGUACGUGAUGAAAUAUGAUCGAAAGAGUUUGAAGGAUGCCCUCGAACAAGUCAAUUCUGUUAGACGAGGAAUUGUUUUGCUGGUAACGUUUAUCCAUGCGGCUUUGAUUCCUGAUGUAUAUUCCGCUGUGAUGACCAUGUACGCUAAAACUGGCGAAAAUGUGACCCUCACAUUCGGUACGACUAUAAAGGACGUUUUCGUGUCUAAAAAUGGCGAAAAAGUACUGAUCGUUGAAGGCGGAGAGUUCACGGAAUACGGACGCAAGCUGUUUGGUGAUCGCGCCAGCUUCGCAAAGGGAACGCUCACACUGAAGAAUAUCCAGCAGUCGGAUUUGCAAAAUUACUAUUACAAGUUGUACAACCACGAUAUGACAGUCAACCUUCAAGAUAAGACUGUUCUAGAAGAAAUGACUGCAGGAGGACGUCUCCCUCCUCACUGA